This is a messenger RNA of Drechmeria coniospora, 1410 nucleotides long. Its product is annotated as actin. Gene Ontology annotation, biological process: regulation of transcription by RNA polymerase II. Gene Ontology annotation, cellular component: NuA4 histone acetyltransferase complex; SWI/SNF complex. The record is from RefSeq and is a predicted model, not a curated record. NCBI's taxonomy places the organism in Eukaryota, Fungi, Ascomycota, Sordariomycetes, Hypocreales, Ophiocordycipitaceae. Gene Ontology annotation, molecular function: chromatin binding. Bases 1 to 1410 code for a protein of 469 amino acids. The transcript has a single exon.
AUGGCCGCAAACCUCCCCAGGUGGUGGUGGAAUGCUAAUUGUUCGACGGCAGAUGAGGUUUCCGCGCUUGUGCUCGACCCUGGAUACUGCAGCACGCGCGCAGGGUACGCGGGCGAAGACGUCCCCAAAUCGAUCCUGCCCUCCUUCUACGGUCACGUCACCAGCGAGCCGCAGCGGGACCUGUUCGGCGACGAAUGCCUCAUCCCGCGCGCCGACUUCGAGGUCCGCAACUACAUGAACAAGGACAGCGUGGUCGAGGACUGGGAGGUCGCGUCCAAGAUGUGGGAGCACAUGCUCGUCAACCGCCUGCAACCCGAGAGGCCUACGCCGCCGUCGAAGAACGGGCUCAACGACGAUGUGAAGGACAAGGACGACAAGGACGGCGAGGGAGACGUCCACAUGGAGGAGGCCGAGUCGCUCGAGAAACCGCUGCAGGAGAGCCCGGUGCUGAUGACGGAAGCGCCGUGGAACACGGCCAAGUCGAGAGAGAAGGCCAUCGAGCUCAUCAUGGAGAACUGGGGGUGCCCGGCCUUCUGGCUGAGCCGGACGCCGGUGCUCGCCGCGUUUGGUGCCGGAAAGGCGACGGCGCUGGUGAUUGACGUCGGCGGCUCCAACACGUCGGUGACGGCGAUCCACGACGGCAUGGUCCUCAAGCGGUCCAUCCAGCGAUCUCCCGUCGGCGGUCUCUGGCUGUCGUCCCAGAUCCGUAGCCUGUGGGAGACGUCGGAGCCCAAGGUCAACCUCGUGCCGACGUUCAUGGUGGAGAACAAGACGGCUGUCGAUGCCCUCGCACCGGCUCAGGCGCGUUUGCGGGACUUUUCGUACCCCAUCAGCAGUUCCUUCCGGGCGUACGAGGACGAGCGGGUCAUCACCGAGUUCAAGGAGUCGGUCGUGGAAGUCUGGCGAGGGCCCGGCCGGUACAGCGCGCCCGGAAACGAAGAAUACAUCAAGACACAGCCCGGUCGGGUGUUCGAGAUGCCCGACGGCUACAAUCAGAUGUGGCGCGAACAGCGGUUCAAGGCGACGGAGGGCAUGUGGGAUGAGACUUCGGGAUACCCGCUCCCGGAGUCGGACCGGCUUACCAAGAGCCAGACGAUUCCCGAGCUCAUCCGGGCCAGCCUCAACGCCGUCGACGUCGACUUGCGAGGCAACCUGCUCGCCAACGUCGUCGUCACCGGCAGCACCAGUCUCAUCAACGGCUUCAACGACCGACUGAACAAUGAGCUGAUGACCAUGUACCCAGGUCUCAAGGUCAAGAUCCACGCGGCCGGGCUGACGAGCGAGCGACGGUUCGGCGCCUGGAUCGGCGGCAGCAUCCUGGCCAGCCUGGGCACCUUCCAUCAGAUGUGGAUAUCGCGGAAGGAGUACGAGGAGCAUGGCGCCGGCAUCGUCGAGAAGAGGUGCAAGUAG